Prorocentrum cordatum is the source of this 2716-nucleotide messenger RNA. The record is from the annotation of a GenBank genome assembly. NCBI's taxonomy places the organism in Eukaryota, Dinophyceae, Prorocentrales, Prorocentraceae.
AGCCCAGACUCUCCCAGCCGCGGCGCGGCGGCCUGCUGGGGAUGGUGGACGGCCGCGAGGCCGCGCUGGCGCCGGGAUGCAGCGCGGAGGUGGAGCCUGGAUUGGGUUCGAGCAUCGGCAGUCCUGUGUGCGAAGGUGGCAAGGCAUCUCCCCGUGCGAUCACGCUGAACCUCAUUUGCGGUGGGUUCGGGCUCGGCAUCUUCAGCCUCCCAUGGAGCACCGCUGGCGCUUCCCUGUUCCCCGGCCUCCUCAUCAUUGUCGGUACCGUCGCGCUGAACGCAUGGACGGUGUCGAUCCUCGUAGAGGGCGCCGAGCGGUACCAGGCGUUUGACCUCGGCGCGUUGCUGUCGAACCUGCCCAGCCGCAUCAGCGGCCCAGCCCAGCUCGCCACCAAUGUCUCCGUAUGGAUCGUGCUCUGGGGGUCCCAGGUAGGAUACAUAGACGUGCUGACCGAUGCUCUCAUGGAGAUCCUGCCUUUCCACCAGAGGUCCCUGGGCGUGUUUCUCUCGUCGAUUGUGGUGCUGCCCCUAGGCUUCCUGGACCAGAGAUAUCUGAACUUCACCUCGGCCCUGGCGGUGGUGGUCAACCUGUACAUCUUCAUCGUCAUGGCGCUGCAGCCGGCGAAGGGCCAGGCGGAUAUAUGCCUGGUCGGGGACGGCCGCGGCGACAUAUCAAUGGUCUCUGUCAUGAUGAUGGCCAUCGUCAUCCAGAUGUGCGUUCUGCCGAUGUACAAGGAGAGCUGGAGGACCGAUCGCCAGCGAAGUUCGGCAAGGCGGUGCUCUCCGGUUUCUCGGGCCUGGCCAGCAUCUUCGGUAUUUUCGCCGUGGUGGGCUACCUGAGGUUCGGCCCCGACGUGCAGGGCAACAUCCUGGACUCGCUGCCGCACACGGUGUGGGGUAAGAUUGCCCGGGUAGGUGCGGGUCUCUCCGUCGGUUGCGUGUACCCGAUUCGACAGUCCAUGGUCGCUCCGUUCUGGAACAUGACCGGGCCGUGGAGGAACGCCGUGGCGACCGCCGCGACAGUGGUGACCGUGGCGUUGACUGGAUUCGGGGCUCUGCUCGUGAAAAACGUCAGCCUCGUGAACACUUUCGACGGCGCCUUCUGCGCCAUCGUCUUCGUGGCGGCCAUACCUGGGUUCUGGGGGUCCUGAAGAGGGGAGUUUCUGCUCGAUCCCUCCCGUGGUUUCUUUCUCUGCUCGGCAUGUCUGGUGUCAGGUGGUGUAGUGCUUUGUGGUGUCGUGUGGUAUGAUGUGUAUCCACUGCCGUGCAUCGCCACGCAAGGCACAUGAAAGGUAGUGGCGAGUAGCUGCUUGUGAAUCGAAACUAACUUCACGGUUGAUGCGAAAAUGCAUCUGAAUGUGCAGUGGAAGCGCGUAGCGUAUCGUAGCGACACGUCAGGUGGUGUUUUCUUUUGGAAAGGGCGUGGGCCCAGGGUUCUCUUGUGGUUUGUGAGAUGUCCCCAGUACCAUGCCUGGCGUGGGCAGGCGGCUUGCCUUUCAAGAAUUUCGCUACAAAUGAACCCCACAUACUUACUCUAUGGGUUUGGCCGCGAAUUGCCGCACGGACCCCAUGAACUCUCACCGCGUACGGGUUGCACAACAUCCGUGCAUCUCUCCCCACCCUCCAGCUGCUGCAAGCAAAUUGCCCAGAAGCCGCGCGUUUGGUGGCGCCGACGCUCUCUCGCCAACCGUUUAUCGCCGUUGGCGACUCAAAGAGGAAAACAAAACACCCUCGUCCUGUGUAACUAAUGCGAUGUUGCGUUGUGUGGUGUUUUGCAGCGUGUGCUGCCGUGUAGUAGCAUCCUGUGAUGCAGUUCGGUGUGUAGGACGUGGGCGAAAAUCACAGUGUACUUCUUUGUGAAGUCCUGUGGUGCAGCACGAUGUGUUUCGGAACGAUGUGCCCCGAGGGGGUGACACAUUUGUUUACAGACGAAACCGAUGAUAAGGAUGACAUGCUUGAUUCUUUUGAUUUUUUGAUUGGAAUCGUCUAAUCUAUUUGCAGUCAACGCUGGCUGAUAUUGAUUGUAUGGCAGGCCACUCCCCCAGUUGGCUGGUCGGUAUGGGCGGGUGCAAUCACAGUCGUUCUGCUCCCCAGUCUCGUCGGCUUGCAGCUGCUCGAGCGGCGGUCGCGCGCCUGGCGUGCGUCCAUGGUUGCCCUCAUCGUUUUCGGGGCGGUCACGGGCGUCCUGGGCAUGAUCUACACGAAGAACUACCCUCAGGAGAGCUGCACCAGCACUGCGCCUGGACGCUGAGGUGACGGGGUCCGCUUGAAGCGCUCCUGGAUGUCAAGGAGAGGCCGCCGCCCUGUGCGCGGGCUCUCCGCAAACCCCGCGGCCGGCCCUCCCCGGCAGCGCCCCGCAGCGGCGCGGCUCUGGAGACGUCGGCGUUCGGCCGCCCCGAGAGGCCCUUCCGCGAGGCAGGGCCGCGACCGCGACCGCGGCCGCGACCGCGGCCGCGACCGCUCGUCCUCGGCCCAGGCGGCCGGGGCGGGGGCUCGGCGCGCCCUCGGCGGAGUCUGAGAGGCAGUUUGCCGGCCGCUUCGCCUCGCCUCCAAGGGCACCCCGCGGAGCGAGGGCCGAGGCCGUUGCCGCCGCCACGGUGCCCUGCUGGGCGCGGCCGGCGCCUCGUUUUUUUUCACGGCCAGGCGCCGCCGUACAGGUCAGCCAUCCCGGGUCCUGUCGUGGCGGUCGUGAAAAGCGGGCACGCCAUUGUCCCGCG